AUGGAGGAAGCAGAGAUGAUCAACCAGCUUAAGGAUGGCUUCCGCCACCUUCGUGUCCGCACUACUGACGAGACUAUGAAGUACUCUGUUCCCGUUACCACCGUCGCUCGUCCAAACCACAAUGCCACUGGCAAGGAGAUCGAAGUUCUCAUGAACGCCUACCCAAUUACCAAGUUCCCCACUCGUACAGUCUACCAGUACGAUGUCCAAAUUGGAAAUGGCGCUGAGAAAAACGUUGUGAUCAAGAAGGUGUGGAAUUGCAAUGCUCGAAAGGCGGCGCUCAAGCAGAUCAUCUUCGAUGGUCAGAAGCUGGCCUGGUCGAUGAACAACUACCCCAAAGAACUCAACGUGGUGGUCGAUCUUGACGCCGAACAGGGUCGUCCAGCAGGCAAAACUCCCAACACCUUUCGUUUGGUGGUCCGUCCUACCAAGACCGUCAAUCUCGCUGUGCUCAAUGCUUGGCUCACGGGACGCACUUCAAUGUCUGAGGCAGUUUUGGAGGCUAUGAGUUUCCUUGAUCAUGUCCUUCGAGAACACCCGAGUGGCAAAUUUUUGGCUAUCAAACGUUCUUUUUUCGACUCCAAUGGUGAGAAUCAAGAUCUCGGAAACGGAGUCCUGGCUUUCAAAGGUGUUUACCAAGCGAUCCGUCCUGCUCUGGGCCGCGGUCUUAUCGUGAACGUUGACGUUUCAAACUCUUGCUUCUGGGCAAGAACCUCUUUUCUGGGUGCCGCUAUGGCAAUUCUUGAUUGCCGAGACCAUCAGCAUCUCAUGCACCUCCUGAAGCCUGUUCCUGACGGGCAUGGCGGAGUCACUGAAUCUAACGCCUUCUAUGAGGUCCAUCGCCGUCUAAAGAAACUUCAGGUCCAGCCACACUAUCGUGGCUGCCCCUGUCUUGGGGUAGACUUCGUGGUGAAGGGAUUGGUUAACGGCAAUGCGCGCCAGUAUAUGAUCGAUAUCAAAGACAAAGUCACCGGCAAGACCGAUCGCAUCAGCGUGGAAACCUACUUCCAGCGCAAGUACAACCUGACGUUAAACUAUUGGGAGCUGCCCAUGGUGGAGAUGACCAAGAAGGGCGUUGUCUAUCCGAUGGAAUUCUUGACGAUUCACGGUCUUCACAGAUACCCAUGGAAGUUGAACGAAUAUCAGACUUCGAACAUGAUCAAGUACGCUGCUUCUCGUCCUGUUGACCGUCUCAAGUCCAUCCAUAAAUCCAAAGAGAUGCUCAACCACGCCGGCGAUCCUGUUCUCAAGAGCUUUGGACUGGCAAUUGAUAGCAACAUGAUCCGGACCAAGGCUCGCUUGCUUCCCAGCCCCGACAUUCAGUUUGGUGGAAACCAGCGCCACGCACCUGGUACCAGUGGCCGCUGGGAUCUUCGAGGCAAGAAGUUCUACCAACCGAACAAGCGGCCGUUAGAUGCCUGGGGCGUCGGCUUUUUCCCCGGCAAACGAAAUGCCAUCAACCGUACCCAGGUUGAGCUGUUUUGUGACUUGCUCAUGAAAACUUACGCCGGUCAUGGAGGCGUUGUUAACAAGCGCCCUCUCGUUGUUGAACUUAAGGAGGAUAUUGGUGAUGCCAUCAAACGAUUGUACAAUUCCACCGGCCAGAGUUUCCAAAAGGACCCUCAACUUUUGCUGAUCAUUGUUCCCGACAAGAAUUCAUUCACAUACACUCGCAUCAAGAAAUCGUGUGACUGCCGCUGGGGUGUGCCCUCUCAAGUCUUGCAAUCUGGCCAUGUCAUUAAAAUGAAUCCCCAAUAUGCGUCAAAUGUCCUCAUGAAGGUCAACGCCAAGCUAGGUGGUACAACGGCCCGUGCAAUGCCCAAGAUCACUGAAGCCUCCCUUCGCCCCCGUUCAAUGAUAAUCGGCGCCGAUGUGACUCACUCUCCCUUGGGUGUUUGGUCGCCAUCGAUGGCGGCAAUGUCCGUCUGCAUGGACACUUUCGGUGGCCGCUACUGGGGAGCUUGCGAGGCAAACGGAGACCGCAAUGAGAUUAUCGCAAGUUCUAACAUCGAAGUCAUCCUCACUCCAAUGAUUCGGGAAUGGAUGGCCACUGUUGGAGAGGGCAGGGCCCCGGAUAAUGUCUAUUACUUCCGAGAUGGAGUGUCCACCGGGCAGUUCGAGCAGGUCCUCCAACAGGAGGUUUUCGAUAUGAAGGGUAUCUUCAUGAAGCUGACUCAGGAUCAAUGGAAAGGAAAAUUUACUGUUGUCAUUGCAAACAAGCGUCACCACCUGAGGGCCUUCCCUCGUCCAGGUGAUCGCAAUUCUGCAGAUCGCAACAACAACCCCCUGCCAGGCACCUUGAUCACCCGCGACGUGACUAGUCCUCACGACUGGGACUUCCUUCUCUACUCUCAUAUUGCACUCCAGGGCACUGCGCGUCCAGUGCACUAUCAUGUGAUCCUCGACCAGAUUGGCCACAAGGCCCAGGAACUGGAAAACAUGAUCUACGAUCACUGCUACCAGUACAUGCGCUCGACCACCUCGGUGUCUUUGUUCCCCGCGGUUUACUAUGCUCACUUGAUCGCUGCUCGUGCGCGUCAUCAUGAGGAUGUGCCUGCUAGCUCUGGCCCUCAGAGCGGCCCAGAGGUCAAAAUGACCAACCCAAAGCCGAAGAAUCGUCCUGUUGACCCGCGUCUGUUGCCAAUUCAUGGAACUUCCAACAGAUUGCCAUUCGGCAUGUGGUACAUUUGA
Aspergillus clavatus NRRL 1 is the source of this 2691-nucleotide messenger RNA. RefSeq names its product putative eukaryotic translation initiation factor eIF-2C4. The transcript is spliced from 6 exons. The record is from RefSeq and is a predicted model, not a curated record. Bases 1 to 2691 code for a protein of 896 amino acids. Lineage: Eukaryota; Fungi; Ascomycota; Eurotiomycetes; Eurotiales; Aspergillaceae. Gene Ontology annotation, molecular function: RNA binding; protein binding.